GUCAGGGAUCCGGUUCGUUUCCGCUGUUCGGGGACGCAGUUUGGGGAGGGUGCAACAAACUACGUCAAAGCGUUUAAGCCGCUGCAGGUGCACCAGCGGGAAACGCGUGUACUUCACCGAUUCACACCAGCUAAACAGCAACACUUCAACAUACGGAGGGAAAAACAGAAUAAGCUGAUAAACAGAAUCUGGUAAAAAAAACAAAAAACAACGAGCCUUACAGACUAGAUCCCACUCGGGUCGGAUCACGUCUAUGCGUGUGGUAGCGCAGUCCAGGAGGGAGUGUAAUCUGAAGCGUGGGAAAGCGACGUUUUCUCCGGGGAUCUGAGACUGUAAACUCAGCCAUGGCUCAAGAGAAUGGAGAGGCGACCAAAGAUUCGUGGAAGAAGCAAGCGGACGACAUCAAGCAGAUCUUUGAAUUCAAGGAGGUUCUCGGAACAGGUGCAUUCUCAGAGGUGGUUUUGGCUCAGGAGAGGUCUACGGGGAAGAUGUUUGCUGUGAAGUGCAUCCCUAAAAAGGCUUUGAAGGGGAAGGAGAGCAGUAUCGAAAACGAGAUUGCUGUGCUUCGCAAGAUCAAGCAUGAGAAUAUUGUGGCCCUGGAAGACAUCUAUGAAAGCUCUGAUCACUUGUACCUAAUAAUGCAACUGGUUUCAGGAGGGGAGCUGUUUGAUCGUAUAGUGGAAAAAGGAUUCUAUACCGAGAAAGAUGCUAGCACCCUUAUCAGACAAGUACUAGAUGCAGUCAACUAUCUUCACACCAUGGGCAUUGUACAUCGAGACCUAAAGCCCGAGAAUCUCCUUUAUUAUAAUCCUCAAGAUGGCUCAAAAAUCAUGAUCAGUGAUUUCGGCCUCUCUAAGAUGGAGGGCACAGGUGAUGUUAUGUCCACUGCCUGUGGCACACCAGGAUAUGUGGCUCCUGAGGUGCUUGCUCAAAAGCCAUACAGUAAAGCUGUGGAUUGUUGGUCAAUUGGAGUUAUUGCCUACAUCCUGUUGUGUGGUUAUCCCCCCUUCUAUGAUGAGAACGACUCCAAACUCUUUGAGCAGAUCCUGAAAGCUGACUACGAGUUUGAUGCACCGUAUUGGGAUGAUAUAUCUGAUUCUGCCAAGGACUUUAUAAGCAAUUUGAUGGAGAAAGACUCUGUUAAGCGCUUUACCUGUGAACAAGCUUUGCGUCAUCCAUGGAUUGCUGGAGACACUGCUCUCUGCAAGAACAUACAUGAGUCUGUCAGUCGUCAAAUGCGUAAAAAUUUUGCAAAGAGCAAAUGGAGGCAAGCUUUCAAUGCUACGGCAGUAGUGAGGCACAUGAGGAGGCUGCAGCUGGGCAGCAGUAUGGGUGCCAGCAUGGACAGUUCUCAACCAAACAACAAUAACCAGAGUCGGGUACAUGCCACAAAGCAGCAAACCACAACAACUAACCCAGUUGUAAACUCUCCAGUGACCAUCAACCAGACUCAGAAAGCUGUUUCAGGCCAGAACCAGUAUCAUAUCAACAACAUGUCUACAGAGUCAACUGCUAUAUUACGCAAAGACUGUCCGGCCCCUCCCCAUGCCUCCUGUUCUCUGGCAUCUGCAGCUUCUUCUUCAGCUUCAGGGGUGGAGCCCUGCAGGUCACACCCCUCAUCAGUUGCCUCGGUGAGCACCAUGCUAACUGGGACUAAGUGA
Molecule: messenger RNA, 1661 nt
Organism: Trichomycterus rosablanca
Lineage: Eukaryota; Metazoa; Chordata; Actinopteri; Siluriformes; Trichomycteridae
Gene: camk1da
Product: calcium/calmodulin-dependent protein kinase 1Da
Exons: 11
Coding region: 345-1661 (438 amino acids)
Biological process (GO): peptidyl-serine phosphorylation
Cellular component (GO): cytoplasm; intracellular anatomical structure
Molecular function (GO): ATP binding; calcium/calmodulin-dependent protein kinase activity; calmodulin binding
Source: RefSeq, a predicted model, not a curated record